Messenger RNA from Aplysia californica (California sea hare), 1146 nucleotides. Its product is annotated as damage-control phosphatase ARMT1. Gene Ontology annotation, molecular function: phosphatase activity. Lineage: Eukaryota; Metazoa; Mollusca; Gastropoda; Aplysiida; Aplysiidae. Gene Ontology annotation, cellular component: cytoplasm; nucleus. Gene Ontology annotation, biological process: DNA damage response. The record is from RefSeq and is a predicted model, not a curated record.
CCCGAAACCGGUACAUUUCUGAGUAUCCUUCACCGUUUGAAAAGCGAAGUUGCAAAUAAUGAUGACAUCAUUCCCUUUGUUGACUCAUUGUCCGAUGUCAGGAUUUGGAAUGAGGAAAUAAACCACCUGAAGGCGGAACGAGGAGGAAGCAAACUGAAACUGGACGAAACUGCUUCACCGUGGGCCGAGUCUUACAUUAUCAGGAAGUUGGCUAGUUUGUGCAGAGGAGAGAACAUAUCAGAGGAGGAUCUCAUUGGGAUAAAGUCGGAGUCUUUUCUGACCAGUCAUUAUCGCUUGCUGUCUAAAAUUAGCAUGCACCUGGUAACCUCUUUGGACGCAGACGACGAGGGUGACGAAGCGAAAGGAAAUGGCUUUUUGGGAGCCGUGGGGGAUGCGUUGCAAUUCUGCGCGUGGGCGCGUUGCCUCGCUGACAAGUUUUCUUCACAGCAGGAGGUAGGCGGAAUAAAAGAAGAACUGGCCAUUCUAAGGAGACACCUUUUAGCGAAUGAGGCAACGAAAGUAUUGGAUUUCCUAAAGCAAGGGGAAGACGGCACAGUCAAGGAAGAAAAAGUUGCGGAGUCGAGUGGACGGAGCUUACGUCGGGUUGACAUUGUUGUAGGUGGGGUUGGAAUUGAACUCUUCUUGGACUUAUGCUUAGCCGAUCUCGUUUUGGCAGCCGGGCUGGCCAACAGCGUGACCUUUCACCUCUCCGCCGUGCCUGAAGUCGUUUCCAUGGCAACCGAGACGGAUCUACGGACGAUGGUGAAGGCUCUUAUGGCGGUUAAUCACAUAGGUUUGUCUCAGUGCCACGGCCGCUGGAAGAAAAGGUUACAGGAUGGUUCGUGGCAGCUCAGAUCCGAUGUUUAUUGGACUCUACCCUUCAGCUACCUAGACAUGGCGAGCGGUGCACCGGAACUGUAUCAACAGCUCACCACGUCUAGGCUCGUCAUCUUCAGGGGAGACCAGCACUACCGGAAGUUGGUUGGGGCCGCGGAGAAUGUGUCUAAUUAUGCAAAGUUGUCUGGAAUCCCACGAGAAGUGCUGCCUGCCCCCAUAUGUGUACUUUGCCAGUUCAAGUCUCAGGCUGGAGCAUCUGGAGAGGAGUUGAACCCUAGUACAAAGGCCACCAUCGACUUCUACCCUUGA